Candoia aspera is the source of this 1208-nucleotide messenger RNA. It is a transcript of the gene CEP41, whose product is annotated as centrosomal protein 41. Gene Ontology annotation, cellular component: ciliary basal body. The transcript has 11 exons. Bases 35 to 1153 code for a protein of 372 amino acids. Gene Ontology annotation, biological process: cilium assembly; protein polyglutamylation. NCBI's taxonomy places the organism in Eukaryota, Metazoa, Chordata, Lepidosauria, Squamata, Candoiidae. The record is from RefSeq and is a predicted model, not a curated record.
GGGCGGGCGAGCGCGAAGCUGACAGUUGGGCAGGAUGUCGGCGAGGAGGCGCAUCGGGGACCCGGAGCAGUUUUUGACCAAAAGGAUCCCACAGAAUCCUAAAUACCAGCAUGUAAAAACUCGCCUUGACACCGGUAGCAGUAUGACCAAAUACACUGAAAAACUGGAAGAGAUCAAGAGAAACUACAGAUACAAGAAAGAUGAGCUCUUCAAGAGACUAAAAGUGACUACCUUUGCCCAGCUGGUGAUUCAGGUUGCCUCUCUGUCAGAUGGAAACUUGAAAGGGCCACCUGAAGAAAGCCAAAAGCUUGAUGAAGGCGAUGCUGCUCCUGUCGAGACCAACCCCGAGGUGGCAGAGACCAACGGCAAAAGCAGCCCCGAGGAGAAGCCGGCCAGUCCCAUCCUGUUCAUAGACAGCUCCGGAGCCGGGGAGUCAUAUCGCUCCACCUUGCAGAGCGUCAUCAGUGGGGUUGGCGAGCUGGACCUGGGGAAAGAGGACCCAAAGAAGACAGAGGCGGUUCCAGACAACGGACCGUACCCCGACUGCCCCUACCUGCUGCUCGACGUGCGAGAGCGAGACGCAUAUGACCAGUGCCACCUUGUAGGAGCUUACUCCUAUCCCAUUGCUACUCUGUCCCGAACGAUGAAUCCCUACACAAACAGCAUUUUGGAAUAUAAAAAUGCUCAUGGGAAGAUUAUCAUCCUCUAUGACGACGACGAGAGGGUGGCCAGCCAAGCAGCCACCACCAUGUGCGAGAGGGGCUUCGAGAAUCUGUUCAUGCUUUCUGGAGGUCUCCGAGUCGUUGCUCAGAAGAUCCCUGAAGGCCUGGUGACUGGCUCCUUUCCCGCCUCUUGCCUGAUGGCCAGUCAGCAGCCCGGGAGUGCCCGGAAAAAAGCCACCCCCCGGCAGCCGCCCCCCCCGCCCGCCGAGAACAAGUGGAGAUUUACAGCAGAGGAUCUACAAAAGAUACAGUACUACCUAGAAGAGGAGCAGCUCCCCAGCGAUCCUGCCAGCCGCCUCGCCCGCGGAUCUUCAGCACGGGACUGCAAAGCUGUUGCCGUGAAGAGCAGCCAGAACCUCCCCGGUGCCGCGCUGGCCCUGACCACCCGCUCCCUCAGCAGCAGCAGCCUGCAGAGCCGGCCCUGGCGGUAGCCAGCGCCUUUUCCAUGAAUAAAAGAGAGCCCGUUUCCUGGGCCCUUUGACCAGA